Aspergillus piperis CBS 112811 is the source of this 872-nucleotide messenger RNA. RefSeq names its product putative ubiquitin conjugating enzyme. NCBI's taxonomy places the organism in Eukaryota, Fungi, Ascomycota, Eurotiomycetes, Eurotiales, Aspergillaceae. The transcript has 3 exons. The record is from RefSeq and is a predicted model, not a curated record. Gene Ontology annotation, cellular component: cytosol; endoplasmic reticulum. The coding region runs from base 268 to 774 and encodes 168 amino acids.
ACUGCCAGUCUCUUCGUGACCCUCGGUCUACUUACCUUCCCUCCUGCUCAUUUGCUCUCUGUGUUAAAUCACCCUCAGGGUAGUAGCCCCUCCUAUUCUCCUCUUUCUCCUCUUCUUCUACUCUUUACCCCCUUGGCCACCUUCUGCUCUAUCAAGGGUCCCCUCUCUUCUCACCAUACCACCUCCUCUUGCAUCCCCUCAUCGUAUUAUCGGCUCAACACCCCUCCUCUCCCCCUCCUUACCCCUCCUCGGUAUACUCUCUCCACCAUGGCCACAACAGCAGCAGGUCGCAUGCUCUCCCGCCAACUGCAGCAAAUGCAGUCGGACAAGGACAUUCCCGGCAUCAGCUGCGGAUUGGUCGAUAACAAUGUCUUUGAAUGGGAGGUCAUGCUCAUGAUCUCCGAUGAUGUCAAGUUGUAUGGCGGUGGUUUCUUCCGUGCUCGUCUCUCGUUUCCUCCUGACUACCCUCACAUGCCGCCGAAAAUGAAGUUCGAGACGCCUCUGUACCAUCCGAACAUCUACCCCAACGGUGACGUCUGCAUCUCCAUCCUCCAUCCCCCAGAGGAAGACAAGUACGGCUACGAGUCCGCCGCGGAGCGCUGGUCCCCCGUGCAAACGCCCGAGACGAUCCUCCUCUCCGUCAUCUCCAUGCUCUCCAGCCCCAACGAUGAAAGCCCCGCCAAUGUCGAGGCUGCACGGUUAUGGCGGGAAGACCCGAAAGAGUUCAAGAAGAAGGUGCGCAAGUGCGUACGGGAUAGUCUGGGAGAGGAGUAAAUGAGUUCCUCCUUUCAUUAAUUACUUUUAUCAUACCUUGAGUCAAACCAUCCAGUCGUGGUUUGUACAUGGAACAGAGACGGAAAUGGGUCAAUAUG